AUGCCCAGUGAGACCGAGAAUAGUAAGGCAAAAAGGCUUAAAGAAUUACUAAACACAUAUCAAUUGUCUCAACUUAUUAAAAAGCCUACUAGAACAACAGAAUCAACGAAGACGCUCUUAGAUUUAAUAAUUUGUAAAACUGACGACCCUAAAACCGCUACAACGGACGUUGUUGAGCUAGGUAUAAGCGACCACAACCUAGUCUACACUUGUAGAAAGGUCGGAAUAUGUAAACAAAAACCCAAAAUUAUUGAAACAAGGCAAUACCAUAAACUAAAUAACGCGAAAUUCCAAAACGAUUUAAAACAAGCUUUACUACAUAUUAAUGAACAUUCAGAUCCAAAUACGGCCCUACAGGAAUGGAACAGAAUUUUUCUACUGAUAGCUGAUAUAAAUGCUCCUAUACGAUUGAGAAAAGUGAGAAGUGACCGACAACCGUGGAUGACUGAUGAAAUUAAAAAACUGAGCUUUCACAGAGACUACUUAAAAAAGAAAGCAGUCAUGUUAAAUUCCUCUGCCUUUCAUAGUUCAUACAAAAAAUGUAAAAACAAAGUAACUAAACUUAUUAGUAAUGCAAAAACUCACUACUUUAGAACCAAUCUCGAAAACAGCAAAAGUUGCAAAGAAAACUGGAUUCACAUAAACAAACUGCUAAACCACAAAACGGUCAAAACUCAGACGAUCAAUAACAUUAAAUUUGGAGACCAAAAUAUUACAGGUGAUAUCAACAUAGCAAAUACAAUUAAUAACUACUUUGUAGAAAUUGGACCCAAACUUGCAUCCGUUAUUUCUCCUACAGACAUAGACCCUAUACAACCUAUUCAGCCUUGUAGAUCUGAAUUUAACUUAAGAACAAUAACAACGACAGAAUUAAUUCAAACAAUUGGGAAAACUAAUUUAAACAAGGCCCCAGGUCUAGACAAAAUACCAAUUAAACUAAUUAAACUAGCAGGAGAUGCCAUUCACGACUCCUUACUACAUAUCUUUAACCUUGUACUGGGCACUGGCAUUUUCCCAGAUGAUUUAAAACUUGCUAAAAUAAUACCUAUUCAUAAAGAAGGUGACAAGGCGGAAUGCGGAAACUACCGGCCUAUAUCUGUAAUUUCUACUGUCGCCAAAAUCCUUGAAAAGAUUAUAUACGACCAAUUAAGUUCAUAUAUCAAUGACAACGACAUCAUUUGUAAACAGCAAUUUGGCUUUAGACCAAAUCAUUCUACAGAAACUGCCCUUUUAAAAUGCACAGAUCAAUGGCUACUCAACAUGGAUAAAGGAAUGGCAAAUGGAGUGCUAUUUUUGGAUCUUAAAAAAGCGUUUGACACGGUUGAUCAUUCUAUUCUCCUACAAAAGCUAUACCAAUACGGUAUAAAGGGUACUCCUCUAAAAUUACUAGCAUCUUACUUAAACAACAGAAAACAAGUUUGUGUCAUUAAUAAUAACAAAUCAGGCCAAGAAACAGUUCAAUGUGGAGUACCACAGGGUUCCAAUCUGGGACCAUUGCUAUUCUCAUUGUACAUAAAUGAUUUACCAAUGUGCCUUGAGUAUACACAAGCAUCCAUGUUUGCUGAUGACACCAAUCUAUCAUGCACAGGAAGGACCCCAGCCGAAAUCGAGCACAAACUAAACGCUGACUUAUCCAAUGUUAACGACUGGUUAGAAGCAAAUAGGUUGACAUUGAAUGCAGACAAAACAGAAUUUAUGAUAAUAGCCUCAAAAAGAAAACUUAAUCAAUUUCGCACUGAUAUUCGUAUACAUAUAAACGGAUCCAUUAUUAAACAAGUUAAGCAAAAAAAAACCCUUCGGUAUUACAAUUGAUAACGAACUAAGGUGGACUGAACACAUUAAUGAGCAAUGCAAAAAACUUUCAAGUGCAAUAGCUCUGCUUAGAAAGGCAAAACCACACGUACCUUACAACGACUCACUCCGUAUUUACAAUUCCCUGGUAGUUCCUUACUUUACAUACUGUUCGACAGUUUGGAACGAUGGAAACAAAACAAAUUUGGAAAAACUUUAUAAAUUACAAAAGCGAGCCGCUCGUAUAAUUACUGGAUUAAACUAUGAAACAAGAUCAAAAACAAUCCUCCAGAGUCUAGGUUGGCAUCCAAUUAAUAACAUUCUUAAAAAAAGAGACUUUCUAAUUACGUUUAAGGCUACCCGAGGUAUAGCGCCGGAGUGCAUCAGUAAUAUGUUCUCCUACUGUGAUAAUAGAAGUCACCACAUGCGGAGCAACGGGCGGAAACUAACUCUCGAUAAACCUAAUAGAUCAUUUAUGAAAAAGUCAUUUUCAUAUCGAGGAGCUUCCGCCUGGAACUCAUUACCUAACGAAAUCUUAGACGUUCACGAACAGUUGACGAUACAUUCUUUUAAAACUAAGCUCAACAAUCACCUACGUUGAAAAAAAAUAUCCAAUUGUAAAGACUCCUAGUCAACUACACUAUUUUGUAAAUACUUAUACUAUUUUGUAAAUAUUUAUUUUGUACUUUAUUUUAUGUAAACAACCCCUUUAAAAGCAGCGUAGGCUGAAGGUUUAUUGUUUGUAAAUAAGUUUUAAUAAUAAUAAUAAUAAUAAUAAUUCUGAGGACAGCGUUCCUCACUCUGAGGACAGCGUUCCUCACUCUGAGGACAGCGUUCCUCACUCUGAGGACAGCGUUCCUCACUCUGAGGACAGCGUUCCUCACUCUGAAGACAGCGUUCCUCACUCUGAGGACAGCGUUCCUCAUACUGAGGACAGCCUUCCUCACUCUGAGGACAGCGUUCCUCACUCUGAGGACAACGUUCCUCAUUCUGAGCACAGCGUUCCUCACACUGAGGACAGCGUUCCUCACUCUGGGGACAGCGUUCCUCACUCUUAGGACAGCGUUCCUCACUCUGAGGACAGCGUUCCUCACUCUGAGCACAGCGUUCCUCACUCUGAGGACAGCGUUUCUCACUCUGAGGACAUCGUUCCUCACUCUGAGGACAGCGUUCCUCACUCUGAGGACAGCGUUCCUCACUCUGAGGACAGCGUUCCUCACUCUGAGGACAGCGUUCCUCACUCUGAGGACAGCGUUCCUCACUCUGAGGACAGCGUUCCUCACUCUGAGCACAGCGUUCCUCACUCUGAGCACAGCGUUCCUCACUCUGAGGACAGCGUUCCUCACUCUGAGGACAGCGUUCCUCACUCUGAGGACAGCGUUCCUCACUCUGAAUAAAGCGUUCCUCACUCUGAGGACAGCGUUCCUCACUCUGAGGACAGCGUUCCUCACUCUGAGGACAGCGUUCCUCACUCUGAGGACAGCGUUCCUCAAUCUGAGGAAAGCGUUCCUCACUCUGAGGACAGCGUUCCUCACUCUGAGGACAGCGUUCCUCACUCUGAGGACAGCGUUCCUCACUCUGAGGACAGCGUUCCUCACUCUGAGGACAGCGUUCCUCACUCUGAGGACAGCGUUCCUCACUCUGAGGACAGCAUUCCUCACUCUGAGGACAGCGUUCCUCACUCUGAGGACAACGUUCCUCAUUCUGAGCACAGCGUUCCUCACACUGAGGACAGCGUUCCUCACUCUGGGGACAGCGUUCCUCACUCUUAGGACAGCGUUCCUCACUCUGAGGACAGCGUUCCUCACACUGAGGACAGCGUUCCUCACUCUGAGGACAACGUUCGUCACUCUGAGGACAGCGUUCCUCACUUGGAGGACAGCGUUCCUCACUCUGAGGACAGCGUUCCUCACACCGAGGACAGCGUUCCUCACUCUGAGGACAACGUUCCUCACUCUGAGGACAGCGUUCCUCACACUGAGGACAGCGUUCCUCACUCUGAGGACAACGUUCCUUACUCUGAAGACAGCGUUCCUCACUCUGAGGACAGC
This is a messenger RNA of Paramuricea clavata, 3842 nucleotides long. Lineage: Eukaryota; Metazoa; Cnidaria; Anthozoa; Malacalcyonacea; Plexauridae. The record is from the annotation of a GenBank genome assembly.